AUGAAGAUACGAUCUGGCCGUGGUAUCUGUGGCAAGGACGGUUCGCUCCAGAGAUGCUCCCGAUGCAAAGUGAUGGUUUACUGUGGUCGUGAACAUCAAGUUGCACACUUUCCCGAACACAAAUCCACAUGCAAGGUUAUUCAAAAGGCAGAAACAGCCCAGGAAGAGGCGAAGCAAAUGUUACGGAAGUCGUCGAGCAGCGACCCCUUCAUUCAUCGCACCCACCAUUUCGGACCUGAGAUACGGUCUUAUAUUCUCCAUCGAAGCCCUUUAGUACGGGUUAUACUUGAGAUCAAUACUCGGGAAGCCGUCGAAAAGCAGCUGGAGCAUACCAUGGAAACGCUUCGCCUAUGUCCGAACGACAACCUGGGUGCACACAAGACUGUACCUCCAAUUAUGAUCCUUCUCAACCAGGACCGGGAAUGUUACGCUUUCCUCAACCUCAAGUCGUGGGUACUGGUUUUCAGUGGCUCCUUUCGUGACUGGAGCGAUCCUGGGUUACCGCGCUUCGAUGCUGAGAAUGCUGAUGUGUUUGAGCCGGUGAACAUGUUUUUGAGCUCGAACAUCGGAAUCUGUCUUACCGUACCUCUGUUUCUUCUAAAGCUGAAGAGCUUCCUCGAUUUAAACCCGGUGGAAGCUCAAAAUGAAGCUCAUCUGUCUACUGAUCCCAUAGGGGCUUCUCCGGAGUUCUUCAUUUCUCUCCAAGUGGCAGUUACUCGCAGUCGAUCAUUCCUCUCAACUCCCAACCUUACCGAUCAAACCACUCGCCUUGGCAUCGUUUCGAAACUCCACCUUCAACUGAACGUGUUGUUCAACGAAAUCAACCGUGUGAGGCCUAACUUUUGGUCCGCUUUCCUCAAUCCCCGAGCCUACCUCGAGCGGCCUUUGAUCUUUACAAAUGGAGGAUUUUAUCUUAUCGAAGAGACGCAGGCAGUCCCGAGAUUAUGA
Messenger RNA from Penicillium manginii, 948 nucleotides. Its product is annotated as zinc finger MYND domain-containing protein. NCBI's taxonomy places the organism in Eukaryota, Fungi, Ascomycota, Eurotiomycetes, Eurotiales, Aspergillaceae. The coding region runs from base 1 to 948 and encodes 315 amino acids. The record is from RefSeq and is a predicted model, not a curated record. The transcript has a single exon.